AUGUUGAUCAUUGAUUCUGAACCAUACCAGGACAAAGCUGCCGGUAGGUCCUCCAACGGUUACCGUAAGAAGGAUGUUGGUCUCUACGCCAUAAACUACGGUAAUGUCUACGUUGCCUCUGUAGCCAUCUACUCUUCUUACACCCAGGUAUUGCAAGCUUUCAUUGAAGCCGAAAAGUUCAACGGUCCAUCGAUUGUGUUAGCCUACUUGCCAUACAACAAGGAAACCGACAACACCUUGUCCAUCUUGCAAGAAACGAAGAAGGCUGUGGACAGCGGUUACUGGCCAUUGUACAGAUAUAAUCCUAGCAUAGAGAGCGAGGCUGACUCCUUCAAGUUGGACUCUUCCAAUUUGAGAAAGCAGUUGAAAGAAUUCUUGGACCGUGAAAAUAAGUUGACUUUGUUGGCCGCCAAGAACCCUGUUUUGUCUAGAAACUUAACUGCUACUGCUACUUCUGAAGUCAAAAAGCAACAGAAGAAGGUAGCUGCCGAUUCCUAUGCCAAGUUACUUCAAGGUCUUUCUGGUCCACCAUUGACUGUCGCCUUUGCUUCAGAUGGCGGCAAUGCUGAAGCUGUUGCCAAAAAAGUAAACAGACAAGCCUUGGGUAGAGGGUUGAAAUCGGUAGUGUUGGCUAUGGAUGACUUGUCAAUUGAAGAUUUGCCUACUGAAACCAACAUUGUCUUCAUUACCUCUACUUCUGGUCAAGGUGAGUUCCCAACAAACGGUAAGCAGUUCUGGGACGGUUUGAAGAACACCACCGACUUGGAGUUGUCUACUGUUAAAUAUUCUGUUUUCGGCUUGGGUGACUCUCAGUACUGGCCCAGAAAGGAAGACAAGCAUUACUACAAUAAGCCAGCUAAAGACUUAGAAUCCAAGUUGAAACUCUACGGUGGUAUUGAAUUGGCUGAGAUUGGUUUGGGUGACGACCAGGAUGCUGAUGGAUUCAACACUGGUUUCAACGAGUGGAUUCCAAAGAUUUGGAAGGCGCUUGGAGUUGACAAUGUUGAGGGAGUCGAAGAACCAAAACCAAUCACCAACGAAGACAUGAAAAUCAACUCUGAUUUCUUGCGAGGCACCAUUGUAGAAGGAUUGAACGAUCAGUCUACUGGUUCUAUUAGUGCUGUUGAUCAACAGUUGACCAAGUUCCACGGUAUCUACAUGCAAGAUGAUCGUGAUAUUAGAGACGAACGUAAGAGUCAAGGGUUGGAGCCAGCUUACGCUUUUAUGGUUCGUGUUAGAUUGCCUGGAGGACAAGCCUCUCCAGCCCAGUACUUGAAGAUGAACGAAUUGUCCGACUUCAGAGGUAACGGGACCUUGAAGAUCACCACCAGAGCCACCUUCCAGUUGCACGGUGUUGUCAAGCACAAUUUGAAACCAGCUAUCAGAGGUAUGAAUGCUUCCUUGAUGGAUACUUUAGCUGCCUGUGGUGAUGUUAACAGAAACGUCAUGGUUUCUGCCUUACCCCACAAUGCUAAGGUACAUGCUCAAAUUUCCAGUAUUGGUGCUAAGAUCUCAGAACAUUUGUUACCAAAUACUACUGCUUAUCACGAAAUCUGGUUACAGGGCGAAGAUGAAAGUGACAAGCCAGGUGACAGAGACAACUGGGAAACUCGUAAGAAUGGUCCAACCAAGACCAAGACGUUGGUUGCUGGUAACGCUUUAGCUGAUCUUGAGCCUCUUUAUGGUAGUACUUAUUUACCAAGAAAAUUCAAGAUCGUUAUCACCGUACCUCCAUUCAAUGAUGUCGAUGUUUAUGCUCAUGACAUUGGUUUGAUUGCCAUUGUGAUCAACAACGAAGUCAUUGGUUUCAACAUGUUAGUGGGUGGUGGUAUGGGUUCGACCCAUAACAACAAGAAGACAUACCCUAGAACCGGUUCCAUGUUUGGUUUCGUUCCUGUUGACAAGAUCCACUUGGCUUGUGAGAAGGUGAUGCUUGUACAGAGGGACUUUGGUGAUAGAACCAACAGAAAGCACGCCAGAUUGAAGUACACAAUUGACGACAUGGGAGUUGAUAUUUUCAAGGGUAAGGUCGAAGACUUGUUGGGCUUCAAAUUCGAGGAACCAAAAGAAUUCAAGAUCGAGUCCAACAUCGACUACUUCGGUUGGUGCAAGGAUGAAUUGGGUUACAACCACUUCACAUGCUUCAUCGAAAACGGUAGAAUAGAAGACACUGCUGAACUUCCUCAAAAAACUGGUUUGAAGAAUAUUGCCGAAUACUUAAACGGUGGCAGAUCUGGUGAGUUCCGUUUAACUGGUAAUCAGCACUUAGUCAUUUCCAACAUCGAGGACGCAGACUUGACCCAUGUCAAGUCUUUAUUGGCUGAGUAUAAGUUGGACAACACUGAUUUUUCCGCCUUGAGAUUGUCUUCAUCGUCUUGUGUUGCUUUCCCUACCUGUGGUUUGGCUAUGGCUGAAUCUGAACGUUACUUGCCAGAGUUGAUCACCAAGUUGGAAACCUCUUUGGAAGAGUUCGGCUUGAGACAUGACUCUGUGGUGAUGAGAAUGACAGGUUGUCCAAACGGUUGUGCUAGACCAUGGCUUGCUGAAGUUGCCUUGGUUGGUAAAGCUUAUGGAGCCUACAAUUUGAUGUUAGGUGGUGGACACCAUGGUGAGAGAUUAAACAAGAUCUAUAGAUAUUCUAUCAAGGAAGAUGAAAUAUUAGACAUCUUGUUGCCAUUGUUCAAGAGAUGGAGUUUGGAAAGAGAAGAAGGCGAACCAUUUGGUGACUUCGUUAUUAGAAUCGGAAUCAUCAAGCCUACUACCGAAGGUAAAUACUUCCACGAUGAUAUUCCCGAAGAUGCUUAAUGUUUCAUUUCGACACAUAUACAAUAGAUUCAUGAACAUAUCCCUAUAAUUCUGCAUUAUCUUUUAUACUAUUUAAUAAAAAUGUUACUAUAUUA
Messenger RNA from Scheffersomyces stipitis CBS 6054, 2900 nucleotides. It is a transcript of the gene ECM17.1, whose product is annotated as Sulfite reductase [NADPH] beta subunit (Extracellular matrix protein 17). Gene Ontology annotation, cellular component: sulfite reductase complex (NADPH). The transcript has a single exon. The record is from RefSeq and is a predicted model, not a curated record. Gene Ontology annotation, molecular function: iron-sulfur cluster binding; sulfite reductase (ferredoxin) activity; heme binding. The coding region runs from base 1 to 2805 and encodes 934 amino acids. Gene Ontology annotation, biological process: sulfate assimilation. NCBI's taxonomy places the organism in Eukaryota, Fungi, Ascomycota, Pichiomycetes, Serinales, Debaryomycetaceae.